AUGCUGCGUUAUGGGCUGCGUGCCGCCGCACGCACCCGCGCGCCGGAUGCUGCGACGCUGCCAUCGGCCAAACCGGCCUUUGCUUUGCGUCCGUACCAGAUCGAGUGCGUCGAGACGUGCCUCGAGGCGAUUGGCAAUGGGGCGAAACGUAUUGGCGUCUCUUCGCCUACAGGGAGUGGAAAGACGACCAUGUUCACUGAGCUAUUGGCGCGAAUUCCGUCUGAGAAAGGGCGCAGCCAAGCACUCAUCCUUGUCAACGCCGUGGCACUGGCCGAGCAGGCCAGCGAGACGGUCGAGCGAAUGCUGCCUCAUUUGCGUGUAGAGAUCGAGCAGGGUGCAAAGUACAGGGCAUCAGGUACGGCAGAUGUCACAGUCGCGACGGUCCAAUCGCUCAAGAAUGCAAGUCGCCUGGAAAAGUACGAUCCUUGGAAGUUUAAAUGCGUCAUUGUAGACGAGGCGCACCACUCGACCUCGGCGACGUACCGUGCGGUCCUUUCGCAUUUCAACAGCGAUAUUCCGUGCGACGAGCCUGAGAUCGACGUUCCUGUACGCGUUCCCAUCAUCGGUUUCUCUGCGACGUUUAGCCGCCACGACGGCCUCGCGCUCGGAACCGUAUUCGACCAAAUUGUCUUUCACAAAGAUUUUCUUGCUAUGAUUGAAGAGCAAUGGUUAUGCCCGCUGCGGUUCACGGCCGUCCAAGCGGAGUUUGACCUGACCAAGGUUGCAACGACCGGGGCCGACUUUAACGUCGCCUCGCUCGCAAAGGUCAUCAACCGCCCAGCUAUUACCGAGCUAAUUGUCAGGACCUGGCUUGGCAAAGCCUAUACCCACCGGCGGUCCACGCUCGUCUUUGCUGUGAAUAUCGACCAUGUAAAUACGCUCGUCGCUGAAUUCACAAGCCGCGGCAUCGACGCACGCGGCAUACACUCUGGCAUGCAUUUGGAAGAGCGGCGAGUGACUCUGGCCGCUUUUCGUGCUGGCGAGUUUCCGGUCCUGAUCAACUGCGCGAUCCUCACCGAAGGCGCAGAUGUCCCUCCUAUUGACUGUGUACUCCUGGCGCGCCCGACCCAGUCCCAAAACCUCUUUUCUCAAAUGAUUGGCAGAGACGACACGGUGGAGUCACUCAAGGCGCGAGCUCAGCCAAAAGUCUGUGGGACGCUCCCGAAAGUGCAAUGGGAGGCGCCGCUUCCGUCGUCCUUUACUUUUGUCGACUUUGAAAAUCCGGCUGAGCUGUACACCGCCAUGCAAGCACGUCCAAGCCGUGCCAUUGACGAAAUUUCGCCAAACGCGUGGGUCGACUGUGGUGGGGACACGUACGUCCUGUCGACCUAUGACCAGAGCUAUGUUAAAAUCCACCGCGAAGGAAAAGACUAUAUUGGCACGCACUACCCCCGCAAUCCGGGCUUUGACUGGACUGACAUUGCGGCCAAGAAAGCCGGCUCUCCCUACUGGCAGAAGCGGGUCGUACUCCAAUCCGAAGACCUAGGGCACGCCAUCCGCGGCUGCGACACCUUUAUGAGCAAGCUCGUCACUGCAUCCGCAUUGCAACGGAAGCUGCAAAGCAAAGGCGAGGUGGACGACGACGCGAAGCCGUGGGCGAAUGCCACGCAAGGCACAGUCAAUACCAUCCUCACACGACUGGCGCACGGAACUAAGAACCGCUGGCGCCACGCUGCCAAGGCACACAACAAGAGAGCAGCGCGUGCGCAGCGCACCAACCCCGCGGUGAGCAUCCUGCGCAUUGGGCGCAAGAUCAUCAAAGCGUUCAAGCGCCAUCAGCAGUCGGCCGGUAUGGGUGCUGGCAUGGGUGCUGGCAUGGGUGCUGGUAUGGGCGGUGGUAUGGGCGGUGGCAUGGGCGGCCAGGGCCCCUUUCCUCCCCAAGGCGGCUUCCAGCAAGGCGGAUAUCCCUCGCAGGGUGCUCCGGGUGGACCGGCGCCCCAUACCCAGGAGAUUCUCGGCACGAACAAUAUCCAUGCGUUUGACGACAAUAAUGUAAACGCACAAAAUCCGCAGUACAAGGACCUGCGGAACCGCGCCCGGUCGGAGGGUGACAAAAUGGCGCAUGCGUUUGACGCGUCCAAGGCUGCCUACAACCACGGCGAUGGUGGGCGCGCGAAGCAGCUCAGCGACGAAGGCAACAUGCACAAGCACAACAUGGAGCAACUCAACGCGCAAGCCGUGCAGUGGAUCUUUGCCGCGAACAAUGCAGACUCGCCGCCUGGAACGGUGGAUUUGCACGGUCUCUACGUUAAGGAAGCGCUUGUCAAGGUCGACGAAGUAAUCCGUCAGGCUCAGGCACAAAAUUUCCCUCAGCUGCGCCUGAUUGUCGGCAAGGGUAUUCAUUCCAAGGACCACGUUACGAAAAUCAAGCCGGCCGUCGAGGACCUCUUGCGCAAGUACAAUAUUGCUGCGCACCUCGACCGCCGGAACCAGGGUGUGCUGGUCGUCGACAUGAACGGUCCUCGCGGCGGCGGCAGCGCCGAGUUCACUCGCGACAUGGCGCGCAACGCGACGGGCAACGACCAGGAGUGUGUCAUUAUGUAA
Messenger RNA from Malassezia japonica, 2544 nucleotides. RefSeq names its product Putative ATP-dependent helicase IRC3 (gene irc3). Bases 1 to 2544 code for a protein of 847 amino acids. Gene Ontology annotation, molecular function: DNA binding; ATP binding; ATP hydrolysis activity. The record is from RefSeq and is a predicted model, not a curated record. Lineage: Eukaryota; Fungi; Basidiomycota; Malasseziomycetes; Malasseziales; Malasseziaceae. The transcript has 9 exons.